CCAAUUUCAGUAUCUGCAAAAAAAGUUCAUCGCCCUUCCAUCCCUCUCACUCUCUAUCCCUAAACAAUCCACAUUCUCUUUCAACCAUAAAACCAAUGUUGUAAUAGCCUUCGCUCAACCGGUGGGAAGAUGUUGAAUUUCUCUUACAUGUGAAACACUCUGUAAUACAAGCAGCAAAAAAAAGUUAAAUCUUUGAAGUUUUUCCCCUAUUCUAUUGGGUUUAGUAACAAAUUGAAAUAAAACUGCCCUUUACUAUCUACCUACUGCCUUUCACCGUAAAUUCAACCCACAAAAAAAGAAAACCCAUUUACUCAAUCGCCGUCAUCGCUGGAUCAUCUCUCUCGUCUCUGAGAUCUGCUGAAACUCCUUGCUGCUGUUUGCCUAAAAUGCUUCUGUAGUUGGUAUAAUUUAUUUGACAUAUAAUUACAGACAUGCAACGGGGGAGAAGUGCCAUCAAUUCCUUUCCCGAACCAAUUGAUUUGAACCAAGGAUCACUUCCUGAAAACACCUCUAUGGAUCACUCUGUUGAAAACCAACAGUCCAGUUACAUUCUUGGAUCUACUGACGGGAAUGUUAGUCGCGUUAGUACUACUGAUGGUGCUUCUCGGAGUUUUAGUGGUUGGGACCGUGGCGAAUCCAGCUCCAGUGCAAACAAUAUGCAAGGGUCCUUUCCACCGUCAAAUGCCACAGGUUACAGGAAUUUUGUUACUGACAGACCCCAGGCCAUGCAAAACCUCGGCUCAAACAAUGCUACCAUGAAUUUAAAUCUGAAUGAUGGCCAAGCGUGGAAUCAUGAUUGCCACCGAGGUUCUGGAGCUGUUGCACCUCAUAAUCUGUAUAAAUCUGGUCAUUCAGCGGUGGACCAGAAUCCAACUUCAUAUGCUUCUUCAAGUAACAUAGGAACCUUUUCUGGCCGUUCUAGUAAUUCCUCAGAAAAUUAUGAUUUAGCAGGCCCAUCUUUUGGUUCCUGGGGUUCAUCUUGUAAGAGAAAGGCUCUCGAGGGCACUUCUGGACAAUUUUACCCUGGUGGAAGUUCGAGCUCGAAUCAGUCAACGAGCAAGAACAUAAUGCAGCAUCCAGCUCAUGGUAGUUACAAUACAUCAGGAAGCUUAAGUAUAUCUUCUGGUCCGGUGAACUUGUCUUCAACGAAUCUUGUGGAACAAGUGAAUCCAAGUGUUGGGGUUGUUGGUAUGAAUAGAGUGCCCCACAGCCCUUUUCCCUCUUCAAGUGUUCCGGGAGUGGCAGAAAGCUCGGCUAGACAUUUUGCAGUAAGAUUGAAUCAUGGACGCCAUGAGCCAGUCGGGUUCGAUACACCUAGAAGUUCGUCAAUGAGGAGCUCCGGUGUUAACGCUUCCCAUUUUUCAAGACCUAUCGCAAACACUGAUUCUGCCGAAUUGAGGUCAUCGCUCAGACUACCAAUGAACCCACAAAAUUCUCUGACUCAACCGCAUUUGAUGCCUGUAAAUGAGGCAAGAGGAACACAUUCAUACCCUUGGAAUGGUUCUUUGAGGUCACGAGGCAGUAGUUCGUCAAGUUCUUUUACAGCCUAUGGAGAAAGUGGUCAUGGAGCACCCGAGGAAAUUAACGUUAGAAGUUCUCGUAGAAAUAAUCUCGAGUACCCCAUGACGGUUUCUGCACCAGAGACAAGAAAUGUCCUGCCAGAUCAAAUCGAUUGGAGUUUUGCUCCUGGAACUUCUGCAUCUUCUAGGAAUCAUCCUACUGGUUCACGUAUCGGUCUGAGUUCUGGAGGCAGGACCUAUUCUGGUGCGUGGUUGCCUCAUCAAAACCCGGCAUCACAAAAUCAUGAAAGGUUAUCAGAAUCUUUUCCUUGGAUUCCUUCCCAUCGAGUUGAGCCUGAAUCUGUGACUCGCAGAAGUCAUUUUUCAGUUUUGCCUUCAAUGGACGAGGCAGCUAAUACUAGUCGACAUCAUUUAGAUCAAAGGUCAGCAGCACUGUUGAUGGAUAUACAAGGCGAUGAUAUUACUGGUCGGCGUUCUUUGGCUGCUGUUGAGGGCAGACAUAGACUGAUACGUCAACUCUUGAAUGCCAUGCGGAGGGGUGUCCACUUACAAGCUGAGGAUUAUAUGCUUAUCGAUCCUUUUAUGAAUGAAUUUGCUGAGUUGCACGACAGACACAGAGAUAUGAGGCUUGAUGUCGAUGAUAUGUCCUAUGAGGAAUUAUUGGCUUUGGAGGAGCGAAUUGGGAACGUGAGCACCGGACUCAGUGAAGAACAAAUCAGGGGCUCCAUGAAACAGCGCAGGCAUGAAGCAAGAGGAAGCGCACUGCCAAGCAUGGAGCCGUGCUGUGUAUGCCAGGAGGAUUACAUAACUGGAGAAGACAUCGGAAUAUUGAACUGUGGGCACGAGUUUCACACAAGCUGCAUCAAGCAGUGGCUUACGCUGAAGAACCUUUGCCCCAUAUGUAAAACGACGGCCCUGGAAACUUGAAGGCGAAACUGUGUUUCUGGUGCUCUCCUCUUAAAAUAAUGUCCCUAUUUUUCACCCUUAUACCAUUGAAGGGUGUCUUUUUCCUUCUCUUUUUACAGCUAUGGUCGAAACUGGUUCGUGCUCUCCUCACCGGCUUGGUGGACUCGAGAAAGGAGAGAUCCACAUGGAGUGAAUUGUGAGAAGGCAGACCUGUGUGCACCAUGAUAUCUCUUAGGAUUGAAGUUGAUAAUCUAUGAACAAUUUUGUAUUCUUCAAACAUGAAAACUUAUGAACUAAUAGUACUAAAACCGACAUACAUUAUUGAAGAUUUUUAUGUACUUAAAGAUUUUAAUUUUAGUGA
This is a messenger RNA of Salvia splendens (bonfire salvia), 2787 nucleotides long. Its product is annotated as E3 ubiquitin-protein ligase MBR2. The transcript is spliced from 6 exons. Lineage: Eukaryota; Viridiplantae; Streptophyta; Magnoliopsida; Lamiales; Lamiaceae. The record is from RefSeq and is a predicted model, not a curated record. The coding region runs from base 432 to 2447 and encodes 671 amino acids. Gene Ontology annotation, molecular function: ubiquitin protein ligase activity.